AUGGCCAGUCAAGGAGAAACGGUUUCUUCUCCGAUCUGUGUAUCAAACAGGAUCGCAUCAACUGGUCUUGUAGGUUUGGAGGUGGGCGCCACUUCACCCGUGAGGGACCGGGCACACCAGGGCGGUGCGCGUGUGAGGUUGGACCGAGGACUCAGGGAGUGUGAGGAUGCUGGUGAGGUUCCUUGCUUUAACACUCGGAUUGGGGCGAAGACCACUCUGUCGGCCAUAUCGGAACUACUUGAGUUGAAAACCGAUGCUGGACUCUCCCUCACAGAAGCACAGGAGUGUCUUGUUCGGCGGAUCAACUUUAUAAGGAGGCAUUACAUCUAUUUGCAUGCAGCAUAUAUAAUGCUGAUUGCUCUUACUGGGGCCACUGCGCUAUGUUACACCGAGGACAAUCUGGCCUUCGUCGACGCCCUGUUCGCAGCAAUGUCUGCCGUGUGCUGCUGUGGGCUGAGCACUGUGGAGGUUGCAGAAUGGAAAGCGGAAACGCAUGCCUUCCUCCACGUAAUGAUGCUGGCAGGUGGGGCGAUCUUAACAAGUGCCUACCAACCCCUGCUCCGGUUGUGGGCGGUUAGUAAACUCUGCCCGAUGCUCGAAGGAGACACAAAGGAUUCUGAUGGUGGAAACGCGCUUGGAGGCAAUUACCUGAGUAAAUCAAUGCGGUUGUGGUACGCGUCCGCAUUGUGUGUCGUCACGACGCUUAUGUAUGUGAUCCUCGUGCACAUAAGCCUAGCGUUCUUUCUCGGAAUGUUCAAUCGAUCAAAUUUGAGGGUUCCCGAUGUUGUUCUGCUGGCGGUUGCCUCCUUUCAUGGCGCUAUCUUUACUCCCAUGGAGCCCUAUGUCGAUGACCCGGCAGUUGUAGCGGUGGCCAGCGUCGGCUGUGCACUGGGGUUUACGAUGUUUCCCGUGCUGCUGCGCUGUUUCCUGCGCAUGGAGUGGUUUUUCUUCAGCGGUGUGAAACGGCUUUUUUCCAGCUUCAGACAGACGUCAACUGUACGACAACGAAGUCUCUUUCCUGCGGAUAAUGGUGAGGAGGCGGCGCUCCUCGGUUGCGUUGACGUGCCACUGAAGAAAGGUGCUAAGGAAGGCGAGUUCGAAGGUGGAGUUAAGGGAUACAGCACGUGGGACAGGGCUUUCUGCGACAUCUUAAAAAGCAAGCAACCCGCGUCGAUGCACACAUUUUUGUUCGACCUGAGGGAGACUGUCUACUUGGGCGUUGCUUGGGUGGUCAUCACAGUUAUAGCGGCGGCCCCCUUUUGGUUUCAGCAGUGGAGUGGCGAUGGCCUACUGGCUCCAUAUUCAGCACCAUACAAAGUGUUUCUUGCUCUCUGCCAGGCUGCUAUCGUUCGGUUUGGUGGUGCAUCUUUUCUAUCGUGCUUGGACUACAGUGACUCUCACAUUGCGAUUACGAUAAUGGCGAUGUAUGUGCCUCCCAUACCUGUUCCGACGUAUCGUGUCUAUAAGAAAUGGAAGUCGGUUCCUCUUGCGUACGCCAUCAGACCAUUCACCUCGCGCAAAUUUUGGUUAUUUGUUGCCGUAUUUUGUAUUCUUAUCUUUGAGGAGGAGUGGCCAGAUGGUCCGGACGCUCCUUACUACGACAUGAUAACCCGAACAAUGUUUGAGGUUGUGAGUGCCUUCUCGGGUUGUGGAUUAUCACUUCCUCCACGGUGGUCAGCACUCUCUUUUAGUGGGACACUGGGUGUUUUCAGUAAACUCGUGAUAGUGGCGGUAAUGUUUGCUGGCCGCCACUAUACUGUGGAUUUCAGCAUUGAUAUUGGUUUCAAUUCGCUGCCGUGA
Trypanosoma brucei brucei TREU927 is the source of this 1800-nucleotide messenger RNA. Its product is annotated as transporter, putative. Gene Ontology annotation, cellular component: plasma membrane. The transcript has a single exon. The record is from RefSeq and is a predicted model, not a curated record. Gene Ontology annotation, biological process: transmembrane transport; monoatomic cation transport. Bases 1 to 1800 code for a protein of 599 amino acids. Gene Ontology annotation, molecular function: monoatomic cation transmembrane transporter activity. Lineage: Eukaryota; Euglenozoa; Kinetoplastea; Trypanosomatida; Trypanosomatidae.